Molecule: messenger RNA, 6934 nt
Organism: Zootermopsis nevadensis
Lineage: Eukaryota; Metazoa; Arthropoda; Insecta; Blattodea; Termopsidae
Source: RefSeq, a predicted model, not a curated record
UGGUCGAAAUGUCUUGCCCGAUUCUCGUAAGCACAAGAGUCACUCUCGCUCGAACCGCCAGCUGGGGAAGUAUUUUCGCUGUAGGUGUACUGCAGUUUCCCCCAGUUUUAGAGUUUCAGGGCCAUCUCCAGUACCGUGUAGUAUCGUUGAUGUCAACAACACUGAUUUUGAUCUUUCGGUUACACACGAUGAUGGCUUCAUGUCUUCACUGGAUUCGUGUAGUGAAGAGGUAAUUUGUCGAGAUACAGAAGGCAGAAACUUUGCAGGUGUGAUCCCCAUUUCACCCAAAUUCUUUCCUGCAAUAUAACAAAUAACAACAGAAUUCAUAACUGCAUGAACAAAGUUCAUCAGCAACACUUGAGUACAUUAUAUAUGACAACCUGCAAUGGAGUGAGACUGUAACAUCAAUAUUUGUGACGUACAAUACAUACAGCACUCAAAGAAUGCCGUGCAGUCACUGGUGCCGAGUACGUCAAACUACUGUAACAUGGCAGCACCAAUUCUUUGUCAUUGGGACCUGAACCAAAAAGAACUACUGGACAUUUUCAGUCACUAGCAUUUUCACACAAUCUUUCACAAGAAAGUGUCGUGUUCUGCUCAAGAAACUUGUUUGAAGAACCACAUUUUGAGUUGCAUAUACUCAUCAGUGAACAGGUUCACAUAUUCCAAGAACCAUUACAGCUUACUGAGAAAGGCAACAUAUUUCGCCAAAGAAACUGCAUGGCAAAUUGAAUCCCCGUGGAAACAAGUGGUUGGAAGGCAGCUGGAAAGGCCUAUUAUAACAGAGAAUUGCACAUACGCAAGUGCUAAAAUGGCAGCUGAUGAGGGUGGCAUUGAGUGGCUGUAUGAGUUGCUGCACGAUGUGCAAUUAGAACAGUUUGCCACAAGAAUCAGAGAUGACUUACAGGUGACUCGAUUAACCCACUUUGACUAUGUCCAAGCUGAAGACUUAGAAAAAAUUGGUAUGGGUAAACCCGGUGCAAGGCGUCUGCUUGAGGCUUUAAAAAAGCGCAAGACUCAACAAUGGAAACGGAACAUUUUGACAAAACUGAUUCCAGCAGCUGGAAAUACAAGUGGAAGCAAGACUGGAACCAUCAGGAAAGGCAUUCAAAAUGCUGAUGGGCUGACAUCUCUAAGUCUGACAUGUCUCAUUCAGGAAAAAGAUGUCAGCCUGUCUCUGAAGUUGGGUGAUGGUUCAUUUGGUGUGGUAAGGAGAGGUGAAUGGACAACUCCCAGUGGACGAUUGCAGCCUGUCGCUGUGAAAGUUUUAAAGCAAGAUGCCCUUAAUCAUCCAGGAGUAUUUGAAGACUUUGUGAAGGAAGUACAAUCCAUGCAUCAGUUGGAUCACCAUAAUCUUAUACGGUUAUAUGGCGUUGUGCUUACAAAUCCUAUGAUGAUGAUCACAGAGCUUGCUCCACUUGGCAAUUUGUUGGAUUAUCUCAGGAAACAGUGUCAGCACACUCCAAUCACAACGUUAUGGGACUAUGCUCUUCAAGUAGCUACUGGAAUGGCUUACCUGGAGUCGAAGAGGUUCAUUCAUAGGGAUCUAGCAUGCCGCAAUGUUUUGCUUGCUGCAGCUGAUAAGGUGAAGAUAGGAGACUUCGGCCUCAUGAGAGCACUUCCGCAGCAGGAGGAUUGUUAUGUAAUGACGGAGCAUAAAAAAGUUCCAUUCCCAUGGUGUGCCCCGGAGAGCCUGAAGAGUCGGAUGUUCAGCCAUGCAUCAGAUACAUGGAUGUUCGGUGUCACACUAUGGGAAAUGUUUACAUUUGGAGAAGAGCCAUGGAUAGGCUUAAAUGGGACACAAAUUUUGCAGAAGAUUGAUCGAGAAGGAGAGAGGUUACACCAGCCUGAAGCAUGCCCACCUGACAUGUAUCAGCGUAUGUUGCAGUGUUGGUCCAAAGUUCCCACAGAUCGCCCCACAUUUCAGGCUCUAAGGAACUUUCUCUCGGAAACAUUGCCGCCCGUCAUGAAGGUCACCCAAAAGUUUGAUGAGGCAGACAAGAUGCAUAUUGAACCUGGAGACACCAUCAUUGUUAUUGAUGGCAGAGCAGAACUUUAUUGGUGGAAAGGACAAAAUCAGCGUACCUUUCAGAUUGGUCAGUUUCCAAGGUGUUUGGUGGAUCCUAUGCGAAAGAAGGUUGUAGAAGACAUUAGCAAACCUCUUCAGAAUUCAUUUAUUCAUACAGGCCAUGGGUCUCCAUAUGGCAAAUCAUGGGGUAGCCCAGUGUUUAUAGACGACGUCUAUUUGCGAAAUCCUAUGGAACCUCCUGAUGUCUUAGGCAUGGCACAAGAUCCAGGUCCAGCUCCUAAGCUGCCUGACAGGAAAAAGAGACUUGCCCAUCAGGCCAGGGGGCGAAGCAACCAGAAGCAAUUUAAUUAUUCCAAGCUAACAGAUGAAACACCUCACAGUGUUGCUGAUGGGCUUAAAUUUAUGCAAGCUGAAGCUGCAGCUGGUGGCACAAAAGAGGCAAAAGGUGAAACAAGUUCAUUGGAAGGAGUACUGAUUGAUUUGGUUACACCUGUGGAAGUUCCCGUAUUAGUUCGUUCAGUUUCCACUUCAGAAAGCACAAACACAAAUUCUAUUAUGGAUGAGCCAAUAGAUGCAGCAGAGGAAGAAUUCUGGGGUGACGGAGAAAUAAGCAACCGUGUGUAUGAAAACUGUUCUUUUAAUGUCGGUGCUGGAAACGGCUACAGCAAUGUGGAUUCAAAACCUGUCUCUGUUACUAAUACAAGGUUUGAGUCACCAGAUCCAUUCGAUACCUCACACGUCUAUGGUCCAAACAGGUACUAUUCUCGUGUGACACCUGAGGUGGUAGUACUGCCCUCAGCUUCAGGAACCAGUAUCAGUGCUUCUGCUGCUAAUACUCCAGAACAAAGUUCUUCUUUUUCUCAUCCUGCGCAGAACACGUACCUGAACAUAGAUCAUUGCACAGAAAUCUCAUCUGUAAAGAAUUCAUCACCAUCCUCUCAAAGUGUUUGGCCAAGCGAUGUCAGUAUGGACAGUCGGCCUUUGUGUUCACCACCUGUAGUUCCUGAUUGGCCUAAUGUUAGUUCAGUUUUAGUAGACUGUUCAUCUGACAAGUCUACAUUUCAGGACAGAGUGAACUCUUCUAUGGUCACAAGUGUGUCUUCUAGUCAACCAGCGAAACAACAUACCAUCAUAAACAAAGAGGAGAUAAAGUCUCCAGUGAAGAUGCUUGAUCCAAAAUUUAUAGCAGAACUAGAGAAACAUUUAGGGCAGAAGGAAGCUAGUGCAAAUACUAACCCACCAAAUAGCUUUGUGAGCUCUUCGCCCACAAAUGUGUGUUCUGUAGGAAUGCCUGAAAAAGUUGGAAAUCCAGUAGUUGCAAGUACAAGUUCUAUUGGGAAAAGCAAACAGAAUGAGUCACCUGGAACAUCAGUUAUUCCAGCACUAAAACCUCCACCACAGUCAAGCAAAGUAUCUCAGAAGAACUUACCAUUAACAUCAACUGCCCAGCUUCCCACUGGCAUCAAGAUGCUGCAAAAUUCAUGGGAGUGGAAGACUGUUAACUUGAAGUCUGAAGAUGGCGCAGGUAGUGGCUCACCAAAAACAACACGUUCUCACAGCAUCUGUUUAUCAUCACCACUCUCACAAAAGUUUGUAUUUUUAACAUUCCAAAUGUAUUUUUAGAUACUUCCAAAUGAGGAAUUAAAGUAAGUAUAGAAAUAUAAAUAAUUGUUCCCUCAGAUAUUAGCACCAAUUUUACAAUAUAUACUUCUCACCUGAUAUUGUUAUGGUGAUUAAAUCAAGAAGGAUGACAUAGGUGGAAUAUGUAGCAUGUGUGGGUGAAACAUGAUGCACACAUAAAGUUUUGUUUGGGAAACCUUGUUGGAAGAUAAGGGGCCUUAACCCGUCAGCUGGGGGGUUUAAAUGCCGCAGUCGAGCUCGUACAGUGGGGAUUUUUUCGAUGUCCAUUUAAACUUUGCUUUAAAACACUUUUUUAUCAUAACUUUUAAACUAUAUGAGACAUAAUAAUGAAAUUUCACUGAAAUCCUUUUAAAAGAUGGUUUUAUAAUCUUACCUUAUAAGAUGAGCACUCUGUGUGUGAGGAAUAAAAGCAGGUGGUUUAGAAUUUCAAUUUCAUGUGAUAGUUCUUGAAACAUCCAUCUAUACACAACCCUGCCCCACAUUCACUACACCAAUAUUUUGAGUCUUUCCUCAUCCCGUGUUUCGUACACACCACACAUCUCCUUUGAGGUCUAGCCUUCUUUCCAGUGGGUGGAAUACAUUCCGGGAAAUGUCGUUCUGAGAGUCUCUUAGGUGGGGGGCUCAAGUGAUGGACGGCCGGUUACAGGACGUGGAACAGCAGGACCGUGUUUCUCUACGAGACCUUGGACGAGAAGAAUCCUGAAUUUCAGGGUGUCUAUUUUCCUGUUACUUGGAACAGACCGAUACAUGACCAUUGCGUUAUGUAUUGAUACAUUCAGUAAUCUUUUGAACAAUGUCAUGUACCACUUUGUUCCUCGUUUUCGUUCCAGCACUUUGCUGCAGAGAAUGCAACAGGAUUGCAACAUCGUCACAUAGUGGAAGAAGUUGAGUUUUGUAUGGUGGUUCUUGAAACUUCACCAAAACAAAACACUACACAAACAAAGAGAUUCUAUCCUUUUCUGGCGUUUCCUGCAUAACACGCAAUGAGGCCUGUGUCAGGAAUAAGCGGAAGGAAAUGUGGGAGCCUCACCCCACCAUCUGACCCCGAACUGAAGGCCAAAUAUAUGCAUCAUACAUAACAGUUAUAACCUGUCUCUUUCUAGGAACGCUUCUUUCCAUACCCUUGUAAAUAUAGGGGUGCUAAAAUGUUGUUAUUCUGCCACACCGAAACAUGAAAACGGCAUAUAUUAUAGAAAAAUUAUGGGGUCCCUGACCGUUUCAGAUACUUUUUUUCCCCUCUGUCCUUCACAGCAUUAGGUAAGAUUGUAAAAUAAACCUUUUUGGGAUAACAGGCACGUUUCUUCCCUUCACAAACAAUCACCACAGUGAAGAUUCCGUAAACUCUUAGGUCACGCAUUCAUACACGGACUUUGCCAUCACAGAUCCAAAAAUGCGACGUUGCCACAACAUGAACAGAAAGAGCAUUUUUUCCACGACAAAUCAACUACAAACAUCAUAUAUCAGUCGUUAUUAUUUCCAUACUUAUGGGCAUUUGAAAUUAGGCUUACAGCCGCACGUCAUUGAACGUGGUUCCGAAGACCUACAUUUAAAUGCCAGCACGUCUUAAGACGACUUUCCUCAGCGAGGGGUUAAUAGACUUAUGCAUUUGUAGUUUUCACGGUCUUUAUGGUUUCCUUUCUUGUAAAUUGGGAUUACAAUGGAUUUCGACCAUCUUCAGGUGCUUCUUCCCAGUUCCAAAUUUUGUUGAGAAAUUUAAGAAAUCGUUGAAGGAACAAUGGCGUAACGAAUUUAAACAACUCCUGGUUUAUAGAAUCCUCUCCUGGUGCUUUAUUGCUUUUCAGAUUUUGAAUUACUGACAAUAGUUCAUCCAUUGUGAUAUCCUCUGUUUCAUUAUUAUUAGAAUAUUGUAUUUGAAGAUCAUCUGUGUCUUGUGUCCAUAGUUCCUGAAAAUAAUUUAACCAUGUUUGAUGUGAGAUGCAGUUAAUUCGAACUGCUUCUUUUGUUUCUUUACCCAGUUGUUUUAGAAUUUUGAAGGUUUUGGGUUGUGUCUUGUUAUGUCAUAUUCUAAAUAUGACACAAAACUUUCCCAAUCCUUUCUGUGGAUCUUUCGGACUUCUCUUUUGGCUAUUGCUCGUUUUCGACAGUAUUCUGUUUUAUCCUCUUCUUUUUUGAUUGCUAGAAAUGUGUUUUUCUUCUCUCUUCAAUUAUUUGUUUGAUAUUUGAGUUUAAUUUGACUAAUUUAUGUUUGAAAUAAAACAGGUUCUUGAAUCUGCUCAAAAAUGUGUGGUGGCAUUGCCCUUAUAUUUUCUUCUGCGUUUUACUUUACUAAUUGUUCAGGGAUAGUUAUCUUACAUUUCAAAUAAUUCCGCUGGAUAAAUGUUCCUUGCAUCCUUUGAGAUUGCCACCAAACAAUUGAAAAUCUCAGUUCUUCAAUUUGUAGUUUUUGUUUUCAACAGGGACAUUGAGAGUGAAAGUACAUAUUGAAAUGAAGCUCAAGAGGACCAUUUUAAAGCCAUUCCUAUUAACAGUUACACAUAAUUAAAAAUACAUGUACAAAAUCAUCAUGUGCUCGAAUGUUCAGAUAUUUCUUAACUGUAUAGUUAAAUUGCCAUUUUGAUUAUACCAAUAUUGUCAUUGUCCAUUGUCGAUAUGUAUGUGGUAUACACAUUUCAGGGGUUGGCUUUACACUUGUCUUCAGAUGAUGGCUGUCGUUAUACAGACAGAUUAUGUUUUGUUGUUAGUUAAAUUCUCAUUUUAUAUUCAUUUGCAACAUGUGCAGUGAUAGCACAACAAAUGCAUAUACAAUUAAUUUGAAUUACCAAAAUGAAUAACAAACUUCUCUGAUUAUUGUCCUCCAGGAAAGUGGAAACUGCCUUUCCUAACAGAGAUGUAAUGAUUUUACAGUCUCUGAAGGUCACCAUAUAAAUUACGAAUAUUACUAAUACAAUUUUCCACGAAUAAGAUUGUAUUAAUACAUUCAUAAAAGUGACCACUGUGAACAGGUGGGUGAAAACUGAAUGCCAUAAAUAAAAAAAAUACUGUUGUAAUAAUUUAAACCACUUAAUAAAUAAAUAACAUUGAAGCCAAAUAUAUGGCUAAUAAAACCUAUGUACAUAUCACAAGCAGUCCUGUAUAAAACAACACAUAAGUAUGGAUAUUGAACGUUUAUAUAGGUUACUUGACAAUUUACAAUAACAACAAAUUAUUUAUAUAUUUAUUUUCACAGUCUAUACACAAACGUUGUAAUUAAAUGAUGUUGUUAAAAUUAUAUAAUAUUAAAACAUUAUGUAGUAUAAAAUAUUA